AUGGCCCGGCAGGUGCUGAGCCGGUUCGUCGACUCAUUCAAUGAAGGCGCCAGGUUCACGUGCGAAAAGCUGGCGGCGGCUGCGGGAGCCGAGGUUGACGUGUACGGCCCCCUGUUCCAUGCGGCCUUGCGGACCUUCACCUCGACCAUCGUCGGCAUCCAGCUGGACGAGUUAGAGCCAGACCGGCUCAAACAGGCCGAGAUCGCGGACGAGGUGAAAGACGGCCUGCAGACCAUACAGAAGAGAAUUUUCCGUCCCUGGAUGCAAAUGGAAUGGGUCGUUUCAAUGACGCCGGAAGGUCGUGCUUUCAGAAGACAAAUUGGUCUGAUAAAUGGAUUAGUGGGACAGAUAAUAAAUAUGGCGAAGAAGAAAAGAAAUGGGACGAUGCUGUACAAGAGGAGUUCUCUGAUGGACGUCCUGUUGGAUCGUCGAAGAGACAUGGAGAUAUCAGAAGGAGAGGUUCAUGAAGAGGUGUGCACGUUUGCAUUGGCGAGCACAGAAACGACGGCAGCGGCAACCGGUUUCACGCUGUCUCUGCUGGCCUUGCACCCGGUGUGGCAGGACGCGGUGCACCGGGAACUGGACGAGGUCUUCGGCACAGGAGAAGGCCGCUUCAGGUCGUCCACUGCAGUAGACAUCGCCCGUCUCGCCGUGCUGGACUGCGUCGUAAAGGAGACGCUGCGGCUGUUCCCCAUAGUGCCGAACCUGCCGCACCUGGUGUCUGAGGACACGCCGCUGGACGGCGGCCGCUGCGUGGCGCCGCGGGGCGCGUGCGUGCUCGUCGCGCUCAGCCUGCUGCACCGACAGCCGGACUCGUUUCCCGAGCCGGACCGGUUCGACCCCGGGCGCUUCCUCAAGGGCGGCAGCAGCGCUGCCAGGCACCCGUACAGCUACCUGCCGUUCGGCACCGGCUCCCGCAAGUGCGUGGGCGGGAGGUUCGCGCUGCUGCAGAUGAAGACGCUGCUGGCGGCCGUGUUGCGGCGCUUCCACGUGCUGCCCGGCUCCAGCAGACAGCAGCUGGAAGAGGUGGCGCUCUCCAUCACGGGGCAGCCCGUCUCGGGGCUCAGGGUCGCCUUUGUGCCUCGGCACACCCCGUCGCCCGCCGCGGCACGUUCGUGAAGCACUGCGGACAGCAUUAAAUAACGUCAACGUCAGGGCGCAUUCAGUAUGGGAAACUAUUCACACGAUGUGCUUGUUUCUGUGACGAGGACCGUCGCUUCACAUGUUUUCAGUGUUUUCAGCAAUGCGCGUACGUACAAGUACGCAAUAUUUCCAGAAUGAGAUUUUCACUCUGCGGUGGAGUGUGCGCUGAUAUGAAGCUUCCUGGCAGAUUGGAUACGUGUGACGGACCGAGA
Schistocerca nitens (vagrant locust) is the source of this 1355-nucleotide messenger RNA. Its product is annotated as cytochrome P450 4C1-like. The transcript has 4 exons. The record is from RefSeq and is a predicted model, not a curated record. Gene Ontology annotation, molecular function: iron ion binding; oxidoreductase activity, acting on paired donors, with incorporation or reduction of molecular oxygen; monooxygenase activity. Lineage: Eukaryota; Metazoa; Arthropoda; Insecta; Orthoptera; Acrididae. The coding region runs from base 1 to 1119 and encodes 372 amino acids.